UGUCUGCAUUCAGCACUGGCAUCACAUUAGUUUAAAAACAAGUCAAGGAGACACUAAGCAAGAUGCCUCUAAGGAAGGUUUGCUCCUUUAGACUAAAUAUGCUGAAAAAUGUAUUCAUAAUCGCCUUGAUGACUUUUUCCCUUUUUUUAUGGAGCAGCUCAAAGAAUGUGUGCUACAACACAGAUCAGCCGACAGAGGCAGGUGCUUUACUUACCAGUGACCUGGGAGAAUUAUUGACCUGUUCAGCCAUAAUCCGAGGGGACGUGGAAGAACUUAAUGAGGAGGACCUCAGCAGACUUCUGAAGAAGAGAAAACGUAAACCGUUGCCAGAGUCUUUCUAUCUCAAUUCAACAAAGGAUUGCAGCGCUUACAUCAGAGACAGGGGGUUUCUAAUCGUAGCUCCCAGUGAAGAAGAGAGGGACUUUCCUAUUGCCUAUUCCAUGGUGAUCCAUGAGAAGAUCGAGAUGUUUGAGAGGCUCCUCAGAGCUGUGUACACACCACAAAAUGUGUACUGUGUCCAUGUGGACAAGAAGUCUCCAGAAAACUUCAUGAAGGCUGCGGAAGCCAUUGUUUCUUGUUUUCCAAAUGUGUUUGUGGCAAGCAAACUGGAGAGGGUUGUUUAUGCCUCUUGGUCUCGAGUCCAAGCUGACCUGAACUGCAUGAAUGAUCUGUUGAACUCGACUGUUGAGUGGAAGUACCUUAUCAAUACCUGUGGAACUGACUUCCCCAUCAAAACCAACAAAGAGAUGGUGCGAGCACUAAAAGUGCUAAAUGGAAAGAACUCCAUAGAGUCUGAGGCAACUCCUGAGCACAAGAAAGCUCGCUGGGAAUACCACUACAAUGUCACUGAGUCUGGUGUCAUUCGGACUGGCACUAAGAAGAGCCCCCCUCCCAUCAGUACCCCAAUGUUCUCUGGAAAGGCUUACUUUGUGCUGUCAAAAGAGUUUGUAGAGGACUUGUUUAAAAGCCCAGAGGCUAAAGCUUUGAUGGAGUGGGAGAAGGACACAUACAGUCCAGAUGAGCACCUUUGGGCAUCUCUUCAGCGCAUGCCAGGUAUGCCAGGGUCCAGCCCUCCCAACAACAAAUACGACACGUCGGACAUGAACUCCAUAGCCCGUCUGGUGAAGUGGAUUGAAAAUGAAGGAAAUGUAAGGAGGGGGGCAUCUUAUCCCCCAUGCAAUGGAAUAUACAGAAGGGAUGUGUGUGUGUAUGGUGCCGGUGAUCUCAACUGGAUUCUCAGGCAGCAGCAUCUUGUCGCCAACAAAUUUGACCCAGAAAUCGAUGAAAUUGCUCUUAAGUGCCUGGAACAUUACUUGCGCUAUAAAACUUUAACUGGUCAAUCACUUCAGUUUGCUGAAAAAUCUCACAUAAUGAAAAGAUAAUUCAUCAUUCUACCAGAAUUAUUUAUGUGUAUUGAUUAGGGCUAUACGUAUUUGCUUGAAAGCAUAUAAGCAUAUAAAGUACUUCAUAGCCUACAUGUGAUAUUUGUAUAUUUCAUGAACACUUCAAUUUGAGGGCACCUUUUCUUGAUGCUAAACAAGUUCAUAUUUCGUAGAUUCACGUGUUUUCCAAUGAUAAUAAAGCAACUAUGGUUAUCAUAAAGAGCAGACAAUCUAAUAACCUUUGCAAUGUAAAACAUUUAAAAUGAAACAAAACGGAUUUGAAGCAGAUCCUUGAACAUUGGAAUGUUUGUAUAUUGUAGCGAUCUCAGAGGCAGGAGUCUCUUUGACUUUCUUGAAGUUUAUUAAAACACGUGAUUCUGUUGCAAUUAGAUGAAUCGUGCAGCACUAUUUAAUUGUUUGUCGUAUUUGUUGAUGCCGUGCCCUUAAGGAUUUUAGUGAAACAAUACGCACAAGCAUCCAGACACUGAUACAGAAUGGCAAAUGGUAUGAGCCUGUAUAGGCUACAAUUUAUGCGAUCUAUGCCUGGGAAAUCACACUAGGGCAUUUAUACAACACACGGACUCCUAAUCGCAAACUGAAAGGGUACGUUAGAGAAUGCAGACAAACAGCCUUCUCAAGAAACAAAAAAAAAUAUAUAUAUAUUUCAUAAGAGGCUUAGGCAGCAACACGAUCGAAAAGGCU
Messenger RNA from Clupea harengus (Atlantic herring), 2084 nucleotides. Its product is annotated as beta-1,3-galactosyl-O-glycosyl-glycoprotein beta-1,6-N-acetylglucosaminyltransferase 3-like. Lineage: Eukaryota; Metazoa; Chordata; Actinopteri; Clupeiformes; Clupeidae. The record is from RefSeq and is a predicted model, not a curated record. Gene Ontology annotation, molecular function: acetylglucosaminyltransferase activity. Gene Ontology annotation, cellular component: membrane.